Messenger RNA from Phaedon cochleariae (mustard beetle), 7394 nucleotides. The record is from the annotation of a GenBank genome assembly. Lineage: Eukaryota; Metazoa; Arthropoda; Insecta; Coleoptera; Chrysomelidae.
UGAGUGGUCAAUUAUUCUCAAUCAAUGAUAGAGCUGCCUACGUGAAUGAGUUUGUUCGCAAAAAAGUUAAAUUGUUCUAUCGUUUCGAUUAGAAUCUAAUCUAUUCUAAUCGUUUCGAUACCAAUAUUUUAUGAACUAAAGAUUUAUAAUAUCCCUUGUGGAUAGUUCAGCAACUGCAAAAAUUUCCCAGCAAACACUGGAUACCUGGCGAUUCGAUGAACUAUCAGUUUGAUACUAUUGGUCGCAUCCAUCAUAUGUCGGAUCGCUGAUUUUCGAUGAAAAUGUUGAAAAGGAUGAUCAGCAUGGAUUGUCACCUUGGAUUAAAGAUCCCUGCUCAACAAAACUAGAAAAUAAGAAAAACAACAAAAAUGGCCAAUAACGACGCAGGACGCAGUGGAACGGACUACCAGCUGAAGGUUUUUAGACUGAUCGCUCUACAGGCCAUUUCAUUACAACAUGAAACAUGGGAAUUAUCAACAGAGAAUGAGAAUGCAGGGAAAUUUGAUGAUGUUGUUUUCGAAAGUGGAGAUGGUGGAAUUGAUAUUUUGAUACAAUGCAAACAUAAAAAAGGCAAAAAAAAAUCAAAGGAUCCAGUACUCGAUUGGAAAACCCUUCUUCCGGAAUAUUACAACUCCUAUAAGAUGAAAAUCUGUAACUCAUUCAAACGGAAGCUAUUGAUGAUAUUAUGCUCAAAUAUUGGUCCUUCGGAUGGUGAUUUCCUAGAACCCAUAAAGAUUGCUAUAAUUCCAGGAAAGUACAAAUCUUAUCAAUUCAAAAGCUCAAAAAUAAAAGAGAUUCAAGGAAUAUUGAAUGCAUUUGAUGAUCAUUCACUGAAAUUUUGUGAGGAAUUUAGGUUUCUUCAUAUCGACGAUUCAGCAAUAGAAGACGGUAUUAAAAACAAACUAGAAGAAGCACAGAAAAUGUUUGGUUUGAAAUUUUCUAAACUCGAUUUUAAAGAAAAAAUAGACGAAUUCUUUCAGGGAAAACUGCAAAAAGAAAGACGUAUCAGAAAGUCGCACGUUAUAGCUUUUUUAUACGACUCGCGACGUCAGGGUUACCUAGAAGAACUAGAUUCUUUUGAUACAGACUUCAAAAAAUUAUAUGACUUUGGUGGAAAUCAAAUGACCAAUAUUGUAUCAAAUCAUCAUUUCUUAAAUAUACUCAAGAUCCAUAGAAGCUUACUGAGAGUUCAUAGCCCCAGCAGAAACAACCAACAUUACAAAAAAGAUCAACUUCUGUUCAUCGAUCCAAGUGAUAGAAGUGUAAUUUUGGACAAAAUAAUAAUAUCGUUUGAGCUUGAUGUAUACUGCAUACUUGUCAUUUCCCUCAACUCUGAUCAAUUUCGUACAAUUAAAUCCCGUAUUAAUGAUAUAUUGAAUAAACGACAAUAUAAGAAAGUCAUACUUUUGUCAGAAGUCCCAAUCCAAGAUGAUGUAAUUCAGGAUGAAAUAAAAUUUACUGAUCUAACAGAAAGAUGCCAAACUACCCUUUUGUCAAAAGAAGUUAAUUUUCAAGGAAAAUGUCUGCCUAUUGAAGAGCUCAUCAAUAAUUCAGUGGAAAAUAUUGAUUCUUUAAUAGACCAAGAAACUAUUAUUGACUUGAUAAAUAAUAAAAAUAUCACAAUAGGUACAGCCAUUAGAGAAUUGGGUGAAAUUGAGCAUUAUUACAUAGAGAGAAAAUUUGAACUCGGAAAAAUGGUGUUCACGGAACAAGAUGUGUGCAAUUUCCUUGGUCAACCUGGAAAAUUCGUUCUGAUUUCGGAUGGAGCAGGAAUGGGAAAAACUACAAUCCUAACUAAGCUUGGGUGUUUGAUUAAGAAAACAUAUCCCAGUUCUUUCCUCAUAAGAGUCGAUCUGAAUAUGUUUACCAGCAUAUUCAAAGAAUUUCAAACAGCGGAUAAAAUCAGUUUAGAAGAGAUACUACAGUCGAAAGAUACGAAUUAUUUCAAAAAUAGUUUAGAACAGAAUGUUUUCUCAAAUACAAAAAACAUCAUCCUGAUGGUCGAUGCUGUAGAUGAAAUAAGUCCGGACUACACUAGUCUAGUUAACAAUUUUAUGCUUCAAACGUCUGUACGUAAAAAUGUUUCUAAAAUAUUUGUUACAACUCGUCCUCAUUUAACGGAGAAUUUGGAAUCCUUCCUUAAAACCAAAUCAUAUCAAUUACUUCCAUACUCAGAAUUAGAACAAACUGAUUUUCUUAUAAAAUACUGGAAGAGGAAUCUCACAAUAAAUGAUGAUGAAAAGCUAAUUAAAUGUGAGAUUUAUGCAAAAACAUUGAUAAGCAAAAUAAGAGGUUCGAUAGGAUUCACCUCUUGGAUUCUCAUAGGUAUUCCACUUCAGACCAGAAUGAUUGCGGAAAUAUUUCAGGGCUCUGAUGACAAGAAAUACCAGUGGGUGUGUUGUAAAGAGUUUUUACUAUCUGAAAAUGAGACCAUGAAAUUACCAGAUAAGUUUAACAUAACUAAAUUGUACGAUGUGUUUGUGGAGAAAAAACUGGAAAUUUUCAUCGAAGAAAAAUGCGCAACUGGAGGAAAUGUAAAAACAAAGGAGAUAAUUUCGAAAAAGUAUGAAGAUUAUAUAAAUGAGCACCAAAAACUUGCUGCUCGACUAUUACUUAAUAAUCACCAAUAUGCAUUGAUGAAUGUUUCGAAACAUGUUUACAAUAGCUCCAAGGAAAUUAUCAUCGGAAUGGGAAUGUUACAAGAAAUUGGAGACGAGCUAUUGUUCGUUCAUGAAACAUUCGCUGAAUAUUUUUUGGCAAACGCAAUAUGGGUACAAUUGAAAGAAACUGCAGAACGCAAUGAAUUUCUGAUGUUCCUUUUGGAACAAGUGUUCACUGAUUGGAAUUUUGAAAUAAUCAGAUCUUUUUUUGAAGGCAUCCUCACCAACGAAUACUCCCAAAUCCCAAUGAAAGUUUUUGAAAUUUGCGGUUCUACAUUUGACUCUAUAACUUGGCAUGAAUUCAAAAAUAUAAGCAUUUUAGUAAGAGAAGGCCGCAAAAAUAUCGUGAAACUAAUACUAGAGAAGAGUCAAAAUAAUGAAUCUGUUCUUCAUAACCAUGAUCGUUUAUUUGAAGGUAAAACUUUAUUAGGAAAAGCCCUUGAAUUUCAAGAAAUAAUAGAGUUUUUAUUGGACAAGGGAGCAGAUGUGAACGGGAGAGAUAAACAUGGUCGUACAAUCCUACAUUAUGCAGCCGAAGGGCGCAAAAUAGAAUUAGUAAAAUAUCUUGUCAGUAGAGGGGCCACAAUCCAUGUUGUAGACAGAAAAGGUUACACCCCAUUCCACUUAAGUGUGCAUGUGAAUUCCUCAGAGAUGCUCUCCUUUUUUAUCGAAAAUGGUGCUGAUGUGAAUACGAAAGCUGGAAAAGAAACUCCUCUACACCGUGCUGUGAAAAAUCAAGAUUUUGAAAUGGUCGAAGAACUGACGAGAAGGGAUGUCAAUAACCACGAGAAUAAUUGUAAUAAAGUGACUGCUCUGCACUUCGCAGAAUACGUGGGAAAUGUCAACAUACUGAAUCAUUUGUUGGAAAAAGAUCGGGGUCAUACACCCAGUGGAGUUGAUAUUGAUAUUCAGGAGAACGAUUGUAAAACUCCUCUCCAUUCUGCUGCAGAAAAAGGUCAUUUGGAUUGUUUGAAAAUCUUAGUGGAUAGUGGAGGUGAUGUUAACAUUCAGGAUAACGAAGGUGACACUCCUCUCCAUUGGGCAGCAUAUCAGGGUCAUUUGGAUUGUUUGAAAAUCUUAGUGGAUAGUGGAGGUGAUGUUAAUAUCCAGGAUAACAAUGGCGGCACUCUUCUCCAUUGGGCAGCACGUCAGGGUCAUUCGGAAUGUUUGAAAAUCUUAAUUGGAAGUAAAGGUGAUGUUAAUAUCCAAGAUAACAAAGGUGACACUCCUCUCCAUUGGGCAGCAUAUGAGGGUCAUUUAGAUUGUUUGAAAAUCUUAGUGGGUAGUGGAGGUGAUGUUAAUAUCCAGGAUAACAACGGUUACACUCCUCUUUAUUGGGCAGCAUAUCAGGGUAAUUUGGAUUUUUUGAAAAUUUUAGUGGAUAGUGGAGGUGAUGUUAAUAUCCAGUAUAACAACGGUGACACUGCUCUCCAUUGGGCAGCAUAUCAGGGUCAUUUGGAUUGUUUGAAAAUCUUAGUGGAUAGUGGAGGUGAUGUUAAUAUCAAGUAUAAAAACGGUGACACUCUCCUCCAUUGGGCAGCAUAUCAGGGUCAUUUGGAUUAUUUGAAAAUCUUAGUGGAAAGUGGAGGUGAUGUUAAUAUCCAGGAUAACAAAGGUGGCACUCCUCUACAUUGGGCAGCAUAUCAAUGUCAUUUAGAUUGUUUGAGAAUCUUAGUGGAUAGUGGAGGUGAUGUUAAUAUUAAGGAUUACGAAGGUGCCACUCCUCUCCAUUGGGCAGCAUAUAAGGGUCAUUUAUAUUGUUUAAAAAUCUUAGUGAAUAGUGGAGGAGAUGUUGAAAUCCGGGAUAACGACGGUACUAUUCCUCUCCAUAGGGCAGCAGGUCAGGGUCAUUCAGAUUGUUUGAAAAUCUUAAUUAGAAGUGAAGGUGAUGUUAAUAUCCAGGAUAACUACGGCCACACCGCUCUCCAUUGGGCAGCAUAUCAGGGUCACUUGAAAUGUUUGAAAAUCUUAGUGGGAAGUGGAGGUAAUGUUAAUAUCCAGUAUAACAACGGUGACACUCUUCUCCAUUGGGCAGCAUGUCAGGGUCAUUUCGAAUGUUCGAACAUCUUAGUGAAUAGUGGAGGGGAUGUUAAUAUCCAGAAUGAAAAAGGUGAAACUCCUCUUCAUUGGGCAGCAUAUCAGGGUCACUUGGAUUGUUUGAAAAUCUUAGUGGAUAGUGGAGGUAAUGUUAAUAUCCAGUAUAACAACGGUGACACUCUUCUUCAUUGGGCAGCAUAUCAGGGUCAUUUGGAUUGUUUGCAAAUCUUAGUGGGAAGUGGAGGUGAUGUUAAUAUCCAGGAUAACUACGGCCACACCCCUCUCCAUUGGGCAGCAUAUCAGGGUCACUUGAAUUGUUUGGAAAUCUUAGUGGGAAGUGGAGGUAAUGUCAAUAUCCAGUAUAACAACGGUGACACUCUUCUCCAUUGGGCAGCACGUCAGGGUCAUUUCAAAUGUUUGAACAUCUUAGUGAAUAGUGGAGGGGAUGUUAAUAUUCAGAAUAAAGAAGGUGAAACUCCUUUGCAUUGGGCAGCAUAUCAGGGUCAUUUAUAUUGUUUGAAAAUCUUAAUUAAAAGUAAAUGUGAUGUUAAUAUCCAGGAUAACAAAGGUGACACCCCUCUCGAUUGGGCAGCAUAUCGGGGUCGUUCGGAUUGUUUCGAAAUCUUAGUAAAUAGUGGAGCGAUGUGAUGUCAAUAUCCAGAAUAAACAAAGACAUAGUGUAUUAGAUUUUGCAAUUCUUUCAAAACAAGAAGAAAUAGUGAAAUAUAUGCAUGAUAGACCAAUUAUUCAGAAAUUGUGAAGUAGGUAUAUAUUUUGAUAUUUGAUAGAGAUUUUUAUCGGAUGAAGUAUAUGUCAGUUUUUUAUAUGCAACGAUUUUCUUAUUAUGUUGUAACAUCGACAUAUUAUUAUUUCUGAUUUCCUACUUCUGUUUGUUAGUUUUUCAGGUAAAGAUCUGUACUAGCUGCAUACACGUAACUGAUCAAUAGAAUGAGGAGAUUUUGUAUUUCGUGUAAAAUUUAUUAUCAAAUCGCAAAGCGCUUUCGGCAAAGAAGCCAUCAUCAGUGCUAUACUCGUCAAGUAUUUACAAAAAGCUCCAAAAAUUCGAGAUCAAAGACAUCAUUAUGGUACAAACAGAAUUAGGAACAGACAUACAUUUAACAAAAAAGUUCCCUAAUGGGUUAUUGUAAAAUUUUCCAAUUCCAAUAUACAGGGUGUAAACUGAUUUGGACUAUAUGCUGUAGGUAGGGGUCAAAAUAUAAGGAGACACACUGUACAUUCUACUGAGUUGAUUAUCAAGGAAUAGUGUGAGGAAGUUAUAAAAAUGUGAAUUGAUUAUGAGCAAUUGUAUUUCGCAAAAUUUUGUUAUACUAUUGAGACCAGCAUAUUCUGCUGCUUUGGAUAUUCUUCUAUUUCAAAUAUAUGUAUUAUAUUGAUCUGUUGAUUUCAAACGUAUUUAAUAUUAUUCAUACUAGAAUUGCAAAAUUUGGAUAGUUUAGAAGAAAAAAAUAAAGAAAAAGGUGUUGUUUUUCGAUUUAGAACAUAUAUUUUGUGAUUGUAUAUACUGGGCGAUAUUCCAAGGUGGCUCACCCAUAUAACUUUUUUUUAUUGGAGGCAGUAAAACGAAAUUCGGGGGCUGUGAAUUAUAGUUCAAUUGACAAUUUUUGACAUAUCUACUUGCUUUGGCGCACUUCCGGUUUGUCCGGAGAUGACCAGAACUUUCGAUUGGGCCACCCUGUAUUCGAUUACACAAUCGCUUAGGGAUUAUCAUAACGAAUUAAACGGUACCGAAAUUGAUACGGUUAUUUCGAAGGAUUACGAAGAUAUUCAUUUGCAUUCAAGGUUUCCAUAAGCUCAAUGAGGGUGACAGAGAAAGAAGUUUCGAUAUUUCGCCGUCACACUCAUUGGUCAUAUGCAAAUAUCUUCGUAAUCUUUGGGAGAAGUCCAUAGUUCCUCAAAUUGAAGUACUACUACUAAAUAAUACUCGAAGUCAUCUCCACGACAUUUAACUUGAUCAACAGAUCAAAUUACUUGGGUACAUGUUUCGGACAUAUAUAUGUACAUCCUCAGCCUUAUCGAAAAAUUACAAUAACGUCCUAGGAUGAAGGUGAAUAAAUACUGGAUGGAUAAAAAGUGCUUACAAGGAGAUGAAAAACUUGUAACUUAUCCCUUUUUUAUCCCCAUGUAAGCACUUUUUAUUAAUCCAGUUUUUGUAUCUAUUCAUUUUUGAUGAGGCUGAGGAUGGACAUAUAUAUGUCCGAAACAUGUACCCAAGUAAUUUAAUCUGUUGAUCAUAUUGAAUGUCAUGGAGAUGACUUCGAGUAUUUUUCAAUUAUCUUCGUAAUCGUUUGAAAUAACCUUAUCAAACCCGGUAUCGUUGAAUUCGUAAUGAUAAUACCAAACCGAUUAUAGAAUAACAUUCAGAGUGUGCCUUAUAAAAAUCGAAUGUUGAGGUCAUUUCUGGGCAAACCGGAAGUACGGCGAAGCAAGUAGAUAUGUCAAAUAAUGUCAAUCGAACUAUCAUUUACAGCCCCAGAAUUUCGUUUCACUACCCUCAAUAAUAAAAAAGUUAUAUUGGUAAGCCACCUUGGAAAAUCACCCGGUAUGUUUCAUAUUCUUCACGUGUUUUGUAUUGUUAGGUAUAUUUUGUAAGUUCUAUUCAAAUAUUGUAUUCAUAUUUCGUACUUUAUUAUAUUUUUUCAUUUAUAUGUAAAUAAUAAAUGUCGACUUCUUUGUCAA